CUAAAACAACAAGCAGAAGACAGGCUAAUAACUGAGGAGGCGUGCUCUUGUUCACCCAAGGAGGCAGAGCAACACUGUAUAAAACCAGACAGGCACGCACGGGAACGAGCAGGAGGUCAAAGAAAAAAGAAACGCGAGAGGGCAAAGAGAGAGAGAGUGUGGAGAACAGAAGGCGAGGGGGCUAACAGGUGAAGUGCAGUUAGGAUAGCAGGAGGGGAGAGGUAUGAGGGGACAGCUCUUGACGUCAUUCUUUUUGGUGGUCACUCUCUUCUGUUUGGGGAGCCUGCUGACCACUUUCAUCUGGUACAUGGUUGACAACAACAAUGUGGAACCUCACAGACCGCCUUCUCACAAGAAAAGCCGCCCUCGGCCCUCUGAGCUCUGUAAAGGCUGCAGGGAGGUCAUUGAAAAAGUACAAAAGCGUUACUCUCAACCCUGGAAGAAGCAGGAAGACAAUUACCAGAAGUUCAGAUCUCUGCUGAGCAGCAAGUGCCAUGGUUUUGACAAGGCCAUCAUAACCCAGACCAACACUCCAGUGGGAUCAAAGCUUGUGUAUGACGGAGAAAAGAAGAGGACCCUCCAGGUCACCCCAGAGAUUUUCAGCACCUUUGCAAAAGAGCAUCCAUUCCCAAAUAAAACAUGGGACACGUGUGCCGUUGUUGGGAACGGAGGGAUCCUGACAGACAGCGGCUGUGGAAAGAUGAUCGAUUCAGCUCAAUUUGUUAUCAGGUGCAACCUACCUCCUUUGGGAAAAAGCUAUGAGAAACAUGUGGGCAUCAAGACAGACCUUGUGACAGCAAACCCAAGCAUCUUCAUAGAUAAGUAUGGGGCUCUAAUGGGGCGCCGUCGCCAGUUCGUGGAGAGUCUGCGUAGCUACGGCAACUCCUUGCUGCUCCUUCCCGCCUUCUCCUAUGGCUUCAACACCCCUGUGUGUCUCCGGGCCGUCUACAGCAUUGAAGACUUUGAAAGCCCCACCAGGCCCAUCUUCUUUAACCCUGAGUACCUCCAGAGUCUGGCCCUCUUCUGGCGCUCCCAAGGCCUACGAGCAGUGCGGCUCAGCACCGGCAUAAUCAUGACCAGCCUGGUGCUGGAACACUGUGCCAACGUGCAUCUGUACGGGUUCUGGCCCUUCAAUAACCACCCAGAUGGACUCUAUGCCCUGACUAACCACUACUACGAUGACAGACAAACUAAAACGAAAUUCCACGCCAUGCCGGCUGAGUUUGACCUCUUGUUGCGGCUGCACAGUCAGGGGGUGCUCAGGCUUCACCUGGGAGAUUGUUGACCAGCUGACAGGACAAGAGCAAAGUGCCUUGUUUGUAGCCCAGUAACUUGUGAAAUCUUUCAUAUACUUUUGAAUGUGAAAAGUGCCUUCUUGCUUGCUAGUCCAGUCAUUUUAUGAAAAAAGGUAGAACAAAUUGCAACAGAAGCAAACUCAACUGAUUUUGUAGCCUCAAUAUAUCCUAAGUAAGGAAAAAAAGCCUCGAAGAAUCCCAUUAGGGGAAAGUUUCAAAAGAACAGGAGACAAGGGUAAGAUGAAUGCAGAAGACAAAAGGUAGGUCCUGUUCCCCAUCUCUGCAAUAAUAAUUAAUAAAGGCUGGUUUAAAGUACUUCUUCCUGCCUCUAUAUAUUAAUGCUCAUGGAUAGCCUAAAUGGGUUCCAUUCAGACCUUAACAUUAAGUCUUUUACUGUUAUAAGUCAACAAGACUUUUUCACCUGGCUAUACCCAAUGUUUAGAUCUGUUGUGGUAUUUAUGCAAAUUAGCACAUGCGUAAGUAGAUUAAGCACCAUUUGCCCAUGUUAACAAUUUCAAAAAACUUGUAAUACAUUUUUUUGUUUGUCGUGAUGGAAGUAAUCAACUCAAUAAUUUUCAUGGUGAUAUCUAAAGGUUAACAUUUUACCCAAUUCACGUAAGAAACAAUGAAUACGCGUAUGAAUAUGCUAUAUUUGGGUCUUUUUCUAAACUCUCCCCUAAUGGGAUUCUUUGGGGCUUUCUUUUUCCUUACUCAGGACAUAUUGAGGAUACAAAAUCAGUUGAGUUGGCUUCUGUUGCAAUUUGUUCAAGGUUGACCCCCUUUUUGGCUUAAAAUGACUGGACUUUGCCUCUAUGGUAGAUAAAUCAUGACAAUGUGCCCUCUAGGUUUCCCUUAUAAUGGAGAAAACGUGAUGCAGUGCGAUGUAGGCUGCCGUACAUGUUGGGAAUGCUUUCUGCACGCUUGUGCCCCACCGCAUGCAGGUGGUGCCCUUUUUUUUGCCCCUGCUGCUUAAACCGCUUGAGUCAAACACUGGCUGAUGACACGGAUAAAGUGCGUUCAAGCAAGAUGGAUGCUUGGACUAAGAGUGAACGUUAAGUGUCUCAUUGUAGUGAAAUGAAGAUGCAACUAUUGUAAGGCUGUAUAAAACAUUAUGUAAACAAUCUAUAUUUUAACUUUUUUUCAGGCUGCUCUAAAAAUGAAACCUCUGUUUAGCCAGACUUAUCUGAAGUGAUGGUACAACACCCCAGAGUGUCACUGGG
Messenger RNA from Perca fluviatilis (European perch), 2515 nucleotides. Its product is annotated as alpha-2,8-sialyltransferase 8F-like. Lineage: Eukaryota; Metazoa; Chordata; Actinopteri; Perciformes; Percidae. Gene Ontology annotation, biological process: N-glycan processing; oligosaccharide metabolic process. The record is from RefSeq and is a predicted model, not a curated record. Gene Ontology annotation, molecular function: alpha-N-acetylneuraminate alpha-2,8-sialyltransferase activity. The transcript has 7 exons. Bases 224 to 1285 code for a protein of 353 amino acids.